AUGGCUGAAACUGGUGGCGGGGAUGUGCAACCAGCACAAGGUGCUGAAAAUGCUGAAGGAAACGUAAGUUUAGCAUCGUAUCAAUUGGACUUUGUGUUUAGAAUGUCGGGUUUGGAGCUGUGAUCAAGCAAACUAUUCAACGAAUGAUCUUCUUCUACUUGAUUACAACUGCAAUAAAAAGUUUUAUGGGAGGUAACCAACCUACCGCCCCUUCUUCCAAUACUCCUGGGGCUCCAGUUAAAGGAUUUCCUCCAGCUGGUAACCUGUUUAAUCCAGGACAGCCAUUUGAUCUGUUUGUAUAUUUGUCGCCACAUGAAGAAAGAUUUAGAGAAUUUGGAAAUGUGGAAUCUUUGGUUUGGAAUGAACGGAAUAUUAUCUAUGGAGAUUGGACUACCGGAGAAGCGGGUGAUGGGUCGAUUAUCAAAUCAAUGACGUUUCCAACUCCCGAAUAUUUGUUGAGAAAUCAGUCGAUUUACCUGCAUGCUUUUAUUGUGAAAGCUGGCAAAUCGAUAAACCCCAAAGAUAACAACUAUGGAGGCAAAGAAGUUGUUCAUUCAGUGUUCAGGUUGAAUCGAUACAAAAAGAAGCACUACAAGUUGACCACAAAUCUGAUUACCGGAAAGACAGAGCAGAGUGAAGAAGACCAGAAGAAGGCGGCCAAGGUGAAAUACGAAGUGUUAAACUUUUGGCAUCCAAAUAUCACGAUCAGUGUUGUUUAUGAUCAAAGUAGAUGGACCAAGGGACAGAUUCCAUCCCCAUUGGACGAGUUGAUCAGAUUUACGCCAGAAGGAUUAGAUUAUUAUCCGACUUUGUACUUUAAUGACUACUGGAAUCUCGGUAGUGAAUAUACUCCUAUCAACGAGACUGUUAAGCAAUUGAACUUGACCAUUACUUAUGCGCCGAUCUCACUGUUUAAACUUCAGCUGUAUUCUUCUCAAAAGGUAGGAUUAUUAGAAAUAAAUUUUCAAACACAUUUUGAAGUUUUUUAAAAUGGAGUAUUUUGUAAACUAAACACAAUCUCUUUUAAUAUUAUUUGCAUUUCAGCAACAAAGCAAAUGGUCUCACUUACUGGGUGAACAACAUGAGGACAACGAUGAUGAUCAAGAUACCAUCAAACAAGCUUUAUUAGAAACGUCGCCUUGGUUACUUGGUAUUACAGUAGUUGUGUCUGUUCUACACACCGUGCUAGAAUUUCUUGCCUUCAAGAACGAUAUUCAAUUCUGGAGAACCAGAAAGUCAUUGGAAGGUCUGUCAGUUCGGUCGGUUCUGUUCAACAUCUUCCAAUCGGUGAUCGUAUUCUUGUACAUUUGCGACAACGACUCUAGUUUUGUGAUCAAGAUGUCGAUUGGGUUCGGGUUAUUGAUCGAGAUGUGGAAGAUACCUAAAUGUCUGAAUGUAGAGAUCAAAUACGACGACAAGAUACUUGGUAUCAUUCCCAAGAUCAAGUUCUCCGACAAAGGAUCGUAUGUUGAGUCAGCUACCAAGGAAUACGACCAGUUGGCCUUCAAAUACCUCUCCUGGGUGUUGUUCCCACUUCUCGGAUGUUAUUGUGUCUACUCGUUGAUAUACGAAGAACAACGAGGAUGGUACAGUUGGGUGCUAGGAAUGUUGUACGGAUUCUUGUUAAUGUUUGGCUUUAUUAUGAUGACGCCUCAGCUCUUUAUCAACUACAAACUCAAGUCCGUGGCGCAUUUGCCGUGGAGAAUGUUGACUUACAAGUUUAUAAAUACCUUCAUAGAUGAUCUCUUUGCUUUUGUGAUUAAAAUGCCAACUAUGUACAGGCUGGGUUGCUUCAGGGACGACAUUAUUUUCUUGGUAAGUCUUUUUUAAAGUGACUUGUCAUUGUAAUUAUUAAUAUUGUAAUUUUUAAUUGGUAAUAUUAUGCACAAUAAUAAACAAUUUGUUCUAAUAAUUAAAUAUUUUUUCAGAUAUACAUUUACCAAAAAUGGGUUUACCCAGUUGAUCCAACUCGUGUGAACGAGUUCGGAACCUCAGCUGAACAUCCAGAAGGAGUAUCGGAAGAAGCAGAAAAGAAAUCAGAAGAGAAAGAACAGAAGGCUCUCAAGGAACCCAAAGAUGCAAAGAAAGCAGAUGAAACCAAGAAAGACAAGUGA
This is a messenger RNA of Bursaphelenchus okinawaensis, 2114 nucleotides long. NCBI's taxonomy places the organism in Eukaryota, Metazoa, Nematoda, Chromadorea, Rhabditida, Aphelenchoididae. The record is from the annotation of a GenBank genome assembly.